UUCUUGUACUUUAUAAUCUUCUGUCUUUGCUGAAAUAGAAAUCCUCUCUCCAUGUGUUGACUUCCUGCUGAGUUUGUGCUAAGAAGCAGAGCUGUGGUGUAAAGUAUGGUGGAGAGAGCACAGAAUCCUGACCUGGAGUUACUGAUUAUGUCCUGAUGGAGCGGGUGAUAUUCCGGCCGUGGCUCAUCCUGAUUCCGAUUGUUUUGCCAAAAGAUGUUGAGUUUUUUCCGGCGCACACUUGGGCGCCGGUCCAUUCACCGGUAUGCCGAGAAGGAACGUCUUCGGGAGGCCCAGAGAGCCGUCACCCACAUACCAGCUGCUGGCGAUGCCAGGUCCGUCAUCACAUGUAGGGUUUCCCUUCUGGAUGGGAGUGAUGUCAGCGUGGAUCUGCCGAAAAAAGCCAGAGGUCAGGAGCUGUUUGAUCAGAUCAUGUACCACCUGGACCUGAUUGAGAUCGAUUACUUUGGGUUACAGUUCAUGGAUUCAGCACAAGUGGCGCACUGGCUGGACAACACCAAGAGCAUCAAAAAGCAGGUGAAGAUCGGCCCACCGUACUGUCUGCACCUGCGCGUCAAGUUCUACUCCUCCGAGCCCAACAACCUGCGGGAGGAGCUCACCAGAUAUUUGUUUGUUCUGCAACUAAAACAAGAUAUUUUCAGUGGAAAGCUGGAGUGCCCGUUCGACACUGCUGUGCAGCUGGCGGCGUACACGCUCCAAGGUGAACUCGGAGAUUUUGACCCCACAGAGCACACGCCGGACUUGGUGUCGGAGUUUCGCUUUGUACCCACGCAGACGGAGGAGAUGGAGCUUGCAGUGUAUCAGAAGUGGAAGGAGUUCAGGGGUCAGACGCCUGCCGAGGCCGAAACAAAUUAUCUGAACAAAGCCAAGUGGCUGGAGAUGUACGGCGUGGACAUGCACAUCGUGAAGGCUCGAGACGGCAACGACUAUCAGCUGGGACUGACCCCGACAGGAGUUCUGGUAUUUGAGGGGAACACUAAGAUCGGCUUGUUCUUCUGGCCCAAAAUAACUCGCCUGGACUUCAAGAAGUCGAGAUUGACGCUGGUCGUGGUUGAGGAUGAUGAGCAGGGCAAGGAGCAGGAACACACGUUUUGUUUCAAAAUGGAUCAUCCCAAGGCGUGCAAGCAUCUGUGGAAGUGUGCUGUGGAGCACCACUCCUUCUUCCGUCUCCGGGGGCCCACGCAGAAAGGCUCCAGCCGCUCCAGCUUUAUACGGCUGGGGUCACGGUUCAGAUACAGCGGGAAAACUGAAUACCAGACGACGAAAUCCAGCAAACCGCGGCGUUCGUCGUCCUUCGAGCGCAGACCCAGCAAACGCUACUCGCGGAGAACCCUGUUAAGUCGAUCUCAAGCUCAGAGGCCCAACCUGAUUAACGCUGACAGAGCAGAGCCUGCGGUCCACCCCAAUGGAGCUCAGCCGGUUUGGCCCAUGAAGCAGUCUGCUCGCCCGGCGCCCUCUGUCCCUGCGCAGUCACCACUUUUUGAGAUUGGGGCCCUUCAUCAGAGUCCAGGAGGCCAUCACCCAGAGAAGAAAUGCUUUGUUAGUGUAACCGAGAGUCAGGAAUCGCUGGACAAGAAGCUGGACGAGCUCCUGGCGCUGCCGGUGUCCACGGGAACCAGUCUGGAGCCCGGAAUCCUGGCCUUCUCCAACCCCUGCGUAGAGGAAAUGCCCGUCGCACAGCCAAACGCCCCCCCAGCCUUUGAAGAUGCGACCGUGAAGCUGAAUAACGUGGACGCCAAUAUGGUGGCCAUUCCUCCACUGCGACUAAAUAUCAAUGUGAACAAGCAGGAGGACCCUGUGAAGCUGCUGGAGAAAUGUUUGAACAACAUGGUGGAGGCUCCAGUAUGGCCACCCCCAGAUAUAAAGAGCAACAUCCUGAAGGCGCAGGUGGAGGCCGGCCACAAGAUUAUAGAAGAUUUGGGGAUCGGUCACAGGACUGUGAGCGCUGAGGAGACGCUUUCCAGGAGCGUCAGUGUCAAGAUCAAUAACCGCUCGCUGGUGCCGGAAAGUCCAGACGGAGAACCACAAAUCCCAGCACAGACCAUCUUCAUAGCAAAUGUUGGGUCCCAGGAACUAAAGGAAUCCAAAUUCGACAGCGUGGUGAUGUCAUCUUCUACCCUGAUACCCCCAGAGGAGGUCCCUCAAAUCAAGAGUGUGACUGAUGACCUGGACCUGCUGUUGGCAUCGCUGACCGAGAACCUGAUCGACCUCACGGAGACCCCUGCGCCACCGCCGGUCCCAUCCUAUGUGUCUGUCGCCCCCCGCUGGUUAAUACCGAGCGGAGUUGUAUCAAACGGUCACCUCGGAGCGGAGACGUCCCUGCCACCAAAAGUCCUGAAUAAUGUGAUCGACUCUCCACCCGCUGCCGCCGAGAGCCUAAAUGUAACGCAAGUUCCUGCCGCCGCCUCCAGCACUGUGACCCCCACGGAAAGGACCAGACCGCGGUGUCUGCUGACCACGGAGCUCUGAGGCGCCAUCUGGGAAGACUGGCCAUUUAAAGGGACGGUGUUAUCAGUACAAAGAGCUGCAGAUGAGCCUGACCAGAUCUCCUGACAGACGAUAAGACGUUCCGUCACUUUAAGCUAUGAUACACUGGAAUCUUUCUCCCCUCCCCCGCUGCCCUGUCCGGUGGCGUUUCGAACGCCUGCCACAAGAUGCGACAUUCCGCUCUGCCUUAUGCUCGGAUCUCUCCUUGGUUUUAUGGUUCACCGCUGAUAAUGUAUAACUGCAUCCUCGAGACGACCGCGUCAUAAAACCAGUUUCUGCUUGGAUGUGGAAUCUCCCAGGGGAUCGUACGUGAAGCUUCGCACCUGAGCCCGCACCACACCUGACGCCGCGGUCAUGUGAUGCUCAUUACACAGAAUUGCUUCUUCCCCAUUAACUUUUAUUUUAUCCUUUAUUAUAUUUGUGUGCUAAAUGUAACAAUUUACAUAAUUUUGCUCCUGAGUAUCACUGCCAUAGUCCUGCUGUAAAGCGAGAGGCUGAAAAUCAUCGGGAAACCAGGCCCCGGAAAGAAGCCGCUAAUCUGCCCCUCGGGGUGUAUGGCCCAGGAGGCUCGUGGUUCAGGAUGGAGGCUGCUAUUCUGCCCAAGAGGCUCGUGGUUCAGGAUGGAGGCUGCUAUUCUGCCCCUUGGGAUGUUUGGCCCAGGAGGCUCAUGUUUGGAGGCCGCUAUUCUGCCCAGGAGGCUCGUGCUUCAGGAUGGAGGCCGCUAUUCUGCCCAGGAGGCUCGUGCUUCAGGAUGGAGGCCGCUAUUCUGCCCAGGAGGCUCGUGCUUCAGGAUGGAGGCCGCUAUUCUGCCCAGGAGGCUCGUGCUUCAGGAUGGAGGCCGCUAUUCUGCCCAGGAGGCUCGUGCUUCAGGAUGGAGGCCGCUAUUCUGCCCAGGAGGCUCGUGCUUCAGGAUGGAGGCCGCUAUUCUGCCCAGGAGGCUCGUGCUUCAGGAUGGAGGCCGCUAUUCUGCCCAGGAGGCUCGUGCUUCAGGAUGGAGGCCGCUAUUCUGCCCAGGAGGCUCGUGCUUCAGGAUGGAGGCCGCUAUUCUGCCCAGGAGGCUCGUGCUUCAGGAUGGAGGCCGCUAUUCUGCCCAGGAGGCUCGUGCUUCAGGAUGGAGGCCGCUAUUCUGCCCAGGAGGCUCGUGCUUCAGGAUGGAGGCCGCUAUUCUGCCCAGGAGGCUCGUGCUUCAGGAUGGAGGCCGCUAUUCUGCCCAGGAGGCUCGUGCUUCAGGAUGGAGGCCGCUAUUCUGCCCAGGAGGCUCGUGCUUCAGGAUGGAGGCUGCUAUUCUGCCCCUCGGGGUGUUUGGCCCAGGAGGCCAUGUUCUGUUUUAACACUGUAAAUUCUGUUCCUGUCAUUUUAGAGCAGGUUCAUUUAUAAACCUCGUCUAGCAUACAA
Molecule: messenger RNA, 3900 nt
Organism: Bufo gargarizans (Asiatic toad)
Lineage: Eukaryota; Metazoa; Chordata; Amphibia; Anura; Bufonidae
Gene: EPB41L5
Product: erythrocyte membrane protein band 4.1 like 5
Exons: 26
Coding region: 214-2487 (757 amino acids)
Cellular component (GO): cytoskeleton
Molecular function (GO): cytoskeletal protein binding
Source: RefSeq, a predicted model, not a curated record